Molecule: messenger RNA, 1027 nt
Organism: Spirometra erinaceieuropaei
Lineage: Eukaryota; Metazoa; Platyhelminthes; Cestoda; Diphyllobothriidea; Diphyllobothriidae
Source: the annotation of a GenBank genome assembly
AUGAGACCAAAAUUCACUGGUCAACGUAAGCUCUCGGCUCUUGUAAGUAAGCAUGGCCUAACUAAACGUAAGUCAGAAGCUUUACCAAAAUCUAAGUCAGAUGAUAUUACUAGUCAGUCGUCACCCGUUGUAAUUGCUCGGCAGCUUGAUUUGUCUGCACUUCACCACUGCAAUGACUUUAUGCUAAAGUUUGGCACUUUGCUGACAAUUCUUGGACAUUUAUUCGACGGGUACAUCUCCGAUAUUCCCUCUGAAGAAUGUAGGCGUCUCGACUCACUUGUUCACCUGAUCGCCAGCGAAUCUAGUGAUAGACAGAAGCGUUCUUACAACAUUCUGAUAAAAAAUGUUCCUCGAUCUGCUAGACCAAUUGAUGUUGCGACCGAUUUCCUGCAUUAAUGGGGUUUCAACUACAAAAUAACCGAUGCCAAACGCUUGUCCCCCUGUAGCGAAAAUCCACCUAUCUUAGUCAAAUUAUUUAUAUCAGUCGAGGUUGACACAAUCUUAGCCCAUCGACAGCGUGUCACUGCGUACCUAGAGAAGGCAAAAUUUUUACUUUGUCAUGAUCUUACUCCUAUGGAGCGUAGAAUCGGGUCUCUAUUCUCACGUAAACUCACUGCUUCUUAGUCUAAUGCUCCCCAACUCGGUCAUAAUACAAGUGACCGUAAGGAUUCAGCUUGUCCUACUCCUGCGACAUCUGACUCCCUCCUUCCUCUUUCUCCUACAUCUCCAUCUCACUCAAGCCACUUGACGCAUUUGCCUGCCCCUACACUUGCAGCAGCAGCAGCAGCAGCAGCAGCAGCAGCAGCAGCAGCAGCAGCAGCAGCAGCAGCAGCAGCAGCAGCAGCAGCAGCAGCAGCAGCAGCAGCAGCAGCAGCAGCAGCAGCAGCAGCAGCAGCAGCAGCAGCAGCAGCAGCAGCAGCAGCAGCAGCAUCAACAGCAGCAGCAGCAGCCCCAUUUGUCGUUUCGUAUCCUCCGGAUAGUCCCGCUGAGACACAUGAAAAUCCGUCUACAUCAGCUAGACCGAUAA